GACGUCACUUCCGAGUUGUCCCUUAACGAACCGCCGCUGAGUAGCGCCCAUGAAAAGCCAAACAACCGGCUAGGAGAAAGCGCCGACGGUUCUCGAUUGAUAAGCUGCGAGCCAAGGCGGCGGCAUGGCCGACAAGAUGAACAUGUCUCUGGACGACAUUAUAAAGCUGAACAAGAGAAGUGGCACCGACCGCGGGAGUCGCGGAGGCCGGGGACAGAGGGCGCCCGGGCGCGGUGGGAACGCUGCCUCGUCCGGAGGCUCCUGGCCUUCGCGCAGCAGACCGGGCUCGGGCCGGGAGAGAAACGGCAGACCGGCGCCUUACAUCCGGCCUAGGGCGUUACCAGACAAAUGGCAGCAUGACCUGUACGACGGCGGCUUCGGUGAACGUGUUGUUGGCCACUUGGGAGAAGUAAAAGGUGUAGAAAGCGGUGGUAAACUGCUUGUUUCGAACCUUGACUUUGGCGUCUCCGAUGCAGAUAUCAAGGAGCUGUUUGCUGAGUUUGGGUCUUUGAAAAAAGCAGCUAUCCACUAUGACCGGUCUGGUCGCAGCCAGGGAACUGCUGAUGUCCAAUUUGAGAAGAAAGCGGAUGCACUCAAAGCCUUGAAGCAAUACAAUGGUGUCCCACUUGAUGGCCGUCCUAUGAAGAUCCAGCAAGUGAAUGAAGAGGUCGACACACAGAGGAGACGAACGACACCGGGGGGGUUUGACAGGAGCAGGAUUGGGCGACCCAAGUUUAGCGAAAGAGGAAUGAGAAGAGGUGGCAACGGUGCAGGUUCAAGGGGCAGGGGAAGAGGUGGGAGCAGACCCCAGUUGUCUGCUGAAGAGUUGGAUGCCCAGUUGGAUGCGUACAAUGCUGAGAUGGACACCAGUUAAAAGCUCCUGUGGAUGAUGUUGAUCUGGUUUCAGUCUUCAGUUCUUUUUUUAACCGGGUUGGAUAUGAAACAAUUUUGUAGAUUUGUCAAACCAAUUUCUCUAUAGUUCACUUUAGGUUUGAAGCCAUUUUAUCGGAAGUGAAAUGAUCCUUCAAUACUUUUUGUACCUUGUGCUUUUUGUAAUACAGUUGUAAGUUUUAAUUUUUUUUCUUUAAAUUAAGAUCUGUUCCUGUUCUCUUGACAAUGUUACGUGUUUUAAUACCAUCACACUGUAAUGACUUUGUCCGUUUUGUAUCAGGGAAUGGGUGACCAUUUUCAUUUUGUCACUUUUCAAUUGUGAAUUGUGCAUAAUUAAGCCAAACUCUUUAUAUUGACUCAAGGAGAUGUUUCCAUGCAUCAUUCCCAAAGGACUUUGUACAAAACUUGGAACAACUUUAUUAAAUUUUUAUUGUGUAACCUCC
Molecule: messenger RNA, 1334 nt
Organism: Lampris incognitus (smalleye Pacific opah)
Lineage: Eukaryota; Metazoa; Chordata; Actinopteri; Lampriformes; Lampridae
Product: THO complex subunit 4-like
Exons: 6
Coding region: 125-874 (249 amino acids)
Biological process (GO): mRNA export from nucleus
Cellular component (GO): nucleus
Molecular function (GO): mRNA binding
Source: RefSeq, a predicted model, not a curated record